AUGCGCGGCAAUUCGAUGCCAGAAAGCGCGGCUGCAACAACCUCGUCGGGGUCAAGAGCCGACCAGUUACUUGGUCUUCCAGCCAAUGGUUCUCAACAUGAGCCAACGGCGUCCGCCAUCUCAGGUUCCGUCAUGACGCCGGUUGCAGAAUCCCCUCCAACCAGCCCAGGCGAUAACAAUAUCCGAGAAGGCUUGGGAAGCUUGAAUCGUUGGUCCCAAUCCACGGCAUCAAGCAAGGUUUCAACUGACCAUAUUGGUCACUACACGGGAAACCAUUCCAGGGUGCUUAGCACUACUGAUCGCGACCAUACCGAAGGGGCACAACCAAGCGCGAACAUGGGGCUCUCAAGUAUCCCGCCUCGUGCUAUCAACGCACCGAUAGACGGUGAAGUCUACCACGGAUCUAUUCUAGAUCAAGGCCCAACUGAUUUUUUAAAUCCGGCCACAUCAAUACUUCGAGGAAUUGAUACAUCGCCAACUUUUUCAGCCGGUCUUGUAGGCGCAAACCCUGCGGACGUUGAUGUCUCGUCCGAGCCGACGAUGAUCCCGAAUUUAUUCCAGAACCCGUGGUCUAUGAACGGCGGAGAAACGAAAAAUUUCCAGCAAAUGCCUCCCCCAAACGCUAUCCAGCGCCUGCAAGAUAACGAACUUCCCAUUGACGAUGAUUCACACCUGUCUACUGAACGACGACGAGGUCAUUCCCAGAAGGCGAUGCUUUCAAAAGCACUACAGAAAGCGAAUACUGCCGUUCUUCUAGAUAAUGCGGCUAAUUUUGAAGGUGCCAUGGAAGCCUACAGUGAUGCCUGCCAACUUUUGCAGCUGGUGAUGGUUCGGAGUAAUGGGGGCAAAGAUGAAAAGCUCAAACUUCAAGAGAUUCGCGACACGUAUAUGAUUCGUGUCACCGAACUGCAACGCAUGGAUCUUUCUUUUCGAGAACCCGAAAGCAAAGCACUUCCCGAACGCCCACUUAGCCAAGAGUCUUACGGGGGUCUUUCUCAGUCAGUAGAGGAGGACGAGGCCGGGGUGUUACCUAGGGAUCAUGCUCGACCUUCACAUCGUUUCUCUGGUCCUCGUCUCUCAUUGACGGAGGAAUCAAGGCCAAUGGUUCUCGACCAAAUUCCACCAAGACGCCAGUCGCUUUUGCCUUCCGUGCUGGAUGACCCACGGAAUAUAGACGCAUUAGCGGCUCUUGAUAGGCACACCGAUGGGUCCCAUUUCGAGUCGUUCCCCAGAGCGUCGGGACUGGAACAUUCAGAAAUGGCAGCUUCAUCUGCCGCAGAAGACAUUGCAGAAAUGUUCAGCCCGCAUCAAGCUUUCAUUGACAAUUCACAAUACUCCGAUCUAUCAGCGGCCAACACACACGGUAGGGAUAUUUACGAGUCAACCUCUUGGCUUGAUACUAUCGAUGAAUCCGGCGCAUCCUCUCCUGCUUCAAUGGGAUCCAAAGCAUCGUCGGUAUAUCUUCGCCAUAGGGGAAGUCGCCUGUUCUGCCACACUACAGAGGCUGAAUUUGAUGCGGCUCUUGAUGCCGCUGUCGAGGCCGCCUACGAUGAAGGCCUAGAGCCCGCAAUAGAAUCAAGUGGCAAACACCACGGUGAUGAUAUUGUGGCAAAUGCCCGCAGAAAUGUCGAGUUGGCAAAACAAAAAGUCCGAGAAGCCGAACGAGAGGCUGAGGUGGCAAUGACGCGUGGCCGAGAUGCAUAUUUGGAACAAACGCCAAUUGAUCAAUCUCUGGGCAAUGACUCAAGCUACCUUGAUGAAGAAGCCGAAGAAGAGGAGCGGCUAUUGGAAGAGAUGACUAGAGAAUAUGUGAUGGAUGAAUUUGAAUUUGAUCUUCAAUCUAAGCCUGCUCUUCCUCGGCAGUCAGAUUCGAGCAACUUGUCUGGAAGAACUUGGGAUAGCUCAGCGACAUCUCACGCGACAAUGGCUGGCGCAGCCUUGUCUCCGCUUGCAGAGGAUACCCUUCCCGAAGACCAAAAUCUACAGCCGAGCAGAACCAAAUCAAACUCUUCAACUAAUGCUUCCCCCACCUUUACCAAACCAGCUCUUCCUCCGGCACUGGGCCCAAGUGUACGAGAACGAAGAAUGUCGCGCCAGAAAACCGCUGAACUGAAAAUUGAAACUCGGCUCAAAAGUAGCUCUGACCUAUCUGGACAGAGCAAACCUUCGGCGCCGCCCAAUUUUCGCCCACCGUCUCCCCCGCUUAAAGAUGAACCCAAGACUGGGUUUCCUAUGAACAUAGCCAAAUCUGUCGACCGUCCCACCUCAAAGUCUGCAGUACAUUCGAGCAAGCGAAAUGCAUCUGUGAGUUCCUUCAUUGGAGAGAUCCCCGCAAAGGCAAGCCUCGGCCGGGUUGCAGAUGACGAGGAUUCUACGGAGCCUGCGGUGCGCCCAAUUGGGAAAAUUCCAUCGGCACCGGAUAAUUUGGACAAGCCUCACUUGGGACCGAAAAUGUUUCGAGCUAGAAAUGUAUCGGUUGCGGGUCUUGAUUCGACUUAUGAAUCGCCAGGCACACCAUCAAACAAUGCCUUCCCAUCUCUUGAUUAUCAGAAGGGAACGGCCGUCACUGCAGCGUCAGUUCUACCUACGCCCACCGGGGCGAGUUUUGCUCCCAACGGUCUUCCUAGUGGUGGACUGUACCUAUUUGAUAAUCACAUCCAUUCACCCACCAGCCUUGGCUCCCCCAACUUGAUGGCUACUAAUGCGCCUUUGCCCCUGGAGCCAUGCCCAGAAUCCUUUCUCCUGCGCCCCUUCUGGCUUAUGCGGUGUAUCUUCCAAACGAUAACCCACCCUCGUGGUGGGUAUCUGACGACGAAGUUGUUCGUCCCUCGCGAUGUAUGGAGAGUAAAGAAUGUGAAAAUCAAGGCGGUCGAAGAAAAAGUCUCAAACUGUGAUCUAUUGACAGCAGCACUACUUAAACUAGCCAAGGUGGAUACUUAUGAUGCCGAUGCCGUACUAGAGGAGAUGCAGUCCCUGGAAAGUAUUCUCGACCAGGUGCAAAUAUCCCUGUCUAAAAAGGUCGGCAGCGAGGUUGGUGUCCAAGGUGCCAUGCCACUUUUCAAAUCAUCUCAAUCUACAGAGGACCCCACACACAUCGACACUGUACCUCCAAAGUCCUCAACUGGAGCAGGAAAGUCGUAUUUGAGCUCCUGGCGCAAAUUACGGUCGAAAAACUCCGGGUUUGGUGCUACAACAUCAACAUCGGUCUCCAAUUCCAAGGAUGGCAGCAAAGACAACCUCACAAUAAGCUCACUUCCUAUGACUCUGAUGCCCAACUCUCAGCUCGUCAAGCAUAAUGUAACUCAGCACCAAUUCAGUGGACCCAACGCGAAUUACAUGGGCGCUUUGGCUCGACUUUGUGACGCAGCUCAAGUGUUAGAUCAAAUUGCGCAGCAAGUUGAAGAUCCAGGUCUCAAGCACUCCUCCCAGACCCUUGUUGGUCUCGAACUGAGCACGCGUCAUGCUGCGGAAUUUUUUGGAUUUUAUAUAUGUCGUUUUGCUUUGAAUGACAUCGGCGUGAUGCUUGACAAGUUCAUAAAACGGGGUAGUGAAUGGGUCUUAAUAUAG
This is a messenger RNA of Aspergillus affinis, 3567 nucleotides long. RefSeq lists its product as uncharacterized. The transcript is spliced from 3 exons. The coding region runs from base 1 to 3567 and encodes 1188 amino acids. The record is from RefSeq and is a predicted model, not a curated record. Lineage: Eukaryota; Fungi; Ascomycota; Eurotiomycetes; Eurotiales; Aspergillaceae.